CAAACAAUUCACUCUCUAUCUCUCCGUCUGUAUCUGGCUUCGCGUCUUCUCCCAAUUUCUCUAACCUCACUGCCAUGUUGUUCAUCACAUCCCUGAACCAGAAAACCCUAGCCUUAAACCUAAACCCCAGCACCACCACUCUCCAUGGCCUCAAGCUCGCAAUCCAUGAAAUCUCCGGCACACCAAUUCCCCUCCAACGUCUCUUCCUCUCCCAAAGCCUCCAAUUGUACUCGAUCACCGACUCCACUCUCCUCUCCGACAUCGGAGUCCGUGCCAAUUCAACCCUAACCCUCCACAUCCCCUUCCAUGGCGGAACCCAACCUCCCGCCAUCCCCAAACCCCGCCUCGAAUUCCUCAACUCGAAACCUCCGGCCAACUAUGUCGCCGGACUCGGCCGUGGUGCCACCGGGUUCACUACCCGGUCCGAUAUCGGUCCCGCGAGGGCCGCUCCUGAUCUCCCUGAUCGCUCCGCCACUACCAUCGGUGGCGCUGCUGGAGCUCCAGCCGUCGGUCGAGGCAGGGGAAAGCCUGGCGAUGAAGAGGAGGAGGAAGAGGGCGACGACAAGGGUUACGACGAGAAUCAGAAAUUCGAUGAGUUCGAAGGGAACGACGUCGGAUUGUUCGCGUCAGCGGAGUAUGAUGAGGACGAUAAGGAGGCCGAUGCAGUCUGGGAAGCGAUUGACAUGAGAAUGGAUUCGAGGAGGAAGGAUCGGAGAGAGGCCAGAUUGAAGCAAGAGAUUGAGAAGUACAGAGCGUCGAAUCCGAAGAUUACCGAGCAAUUUGCGGAUUUGAAGAGGAAAUUGCACACUUUGUCUACUCAAGAGUGGGAUAGUAUACCCGAAAUUGGGGAUUACUCGUUGAGGAAUAAGAGAAAGAGGUUUGAGAGCUUUGUGCCUGUUCCAGACACGCUUCUCGAGAAGGCGAGGAAAGAAAAGGAACAUGUCACCGCGUUAGACCCGAAGAGUAGGGCUGCUGGUGGGACGGAGACGCCGUGGGGCCAGACUCCGGUUACGGAUUUGACGGCCGUUGGCGAGGGAAGAGGUACUGUUCUGUCUUUGAAAUUAGAUAGGCUUUCGGAUUCUGUAUCUGGGUUGACUGUUGUAGAUCCCAAGGGGUACCUUACUGAUCUUAAGAGCAUGAAAAUUACUAGUGACGCUGAGAUUUCUGAUAUAAAGAAGGCGAGGUUAUUGCUAAAAAGUGUAACUCAGACGAAUCCAAAGCAUCCUCCGGGGUGGAUUGCUGCGGCAAGGUUGGAGGAAGUGGCUGGAAAAAUUCAGGCUGCGAGACAGUUGAUUAAAAGGGGGUGUGAGGAGUGCCCCAAGAAUGAGGAUGUGUGGUUGGAGGCUUGUAGGCUUUCGAGCCCGGAUGAGGCGAAAGCUGUGAUUGCUAGGGGAGUGAAGUCCAUACCAAAUUCGGUGAAGUUGUGGAUGCAAGCGGCGAAAUUGGAGCAUGAUGAUUUGAAUAAGAGCAGGGUUUUGAGGAAAGGUUUGGAACACAUUCCCGAUUCCGUUAGGCUGUGGAAGGCGGUUGUGGAGCUCGCUAAUGAGGACGACGCUAGGCGUUUGCUUCAUAGGGCGGUAGAAUGUUGCCCUUUGCAUGUUGAGUUGUGGCUUGCGCUUGCGAGGUUGGAGACCUACGACAGUGCUAAGAAGGUCCUUAAUAGGGCGAGAGAGAAGCUGGCUAAGGAGCCUGCUAUUUGGAUCACUGCUGCGAAAUUGGAAGAAGCUAAUGGGAAUACUUCCAUGGUUGGGAAGAUAAUUGAAAGAGGUAUAAGGGCUUUGCAAAGAGAAGGGCUGGAGAUUGAUAGAGAAGCCUGGAUGAAGGAGGCUGAGGCUGCUGAACGUGCAGGGUCCGUUGCCACUUGCCAAGCUAUCAUUCAUAAUACAAUUGGGAUUGGCGUGGAGGAUGAAGAUAGGAAGAGAACAUGGGUUGCUGAUGCUGAGGAGUGCAAGAAAAGGGGAUCUAUUGAGACUGCCAGAGCUAUCUACGCUCAUGCACUCACUGUGUUCUUGACCAAGAAGAGCAUAUGGCUCAAAGCAGCACAGCUUGAGAAGAGCCAUGGGACCAGGGAAUCUCUUGAUGCUCUGCUUCGUAGGGCUGUAACCUAUCGACCGCAGGCUGAAGUUUUAUGGCUUAUGGGUGCAAAGGAAAAGUGGCUUGCUGGGGAUGUGCCUGCAGCUCGUGCAAUCCUCCAAGAAGCUUAUGCUGCAAUUCCCAAUUCUGAGGAAAUUUGGCUUGCUGCAUUUAAGCUUGAGUUUGAGAACCACGAGCCAGAGAGAGCUAGGAUGCUUCUUGCUAAAGCCCGAGAAAGGGGAGGCACAGAGAGAGUCUGGAUGAAAUCAGCCAUUGUUGAGAGAGAAUUGGGUAAUGUGGAUGAGGAAAGAAGGUUGCUCGAUGAAGGGCUCAAAAAAUUUCCUUCAUUCUUUAAGCUGUGGCUGAUGCUUGGUCAGCUAGAGGAGCGGCUCGGUCGCUUGGAAAAGGCAAAGGAGGCUUAUUACUCGGGUCUGAAGCAGUGCCCGAAUUGUAUACCGCUUUGGAUUUCUCUUUCCACGCUUGAAGAAGAGAUGAAUGGGCUGAGUAAAGCUCGUGCAGUUCUUACCAUGGCCAGGAAGAAGAAUCCACAAAAUCCAGAGCUCUGGCUUGCUGCAGUUCGAGCUGAAUUGAAGCACGGAAAUAAGAAAGAAGCUGACAUAUUGAUGGCUAAGGCGCUUCAGGAGUGUCCCAACAGCGGUAUAUUAUGGGCGGCCUCAAUUGAGAUGGUACCUCGUCCCCAACGCAAAACCAAGAGCAUGGAUGCUGUUAAGAAAUGUGACCACGAUCCUCAUGUCAUUGCUGCUGUGGCCAAGUUGUUUUGGCAUGAUAGAAAGGUGGAUAAAGCAAGGACUUGGCUUAACAGGGCCGUUACGCUCGGUCCGGAUAUUGGUGAUUUCUGGGCAUUGUGUUACAAGUUUGAGCUCCAACAUGGGAACGAAGAGACGCAGAAGGAUGUGCUUAAAAAAUGUAUUGCUGCAGAACCAAAGCACGGUGAGAAAUGGCAGGCGGUAUCAAAGGCUGUGGAGAAUUCUCACCAACCAAUUGAAGCAGUUUUGAAGAAAGUAGUAGUCGCCUUUGGAAAGGAAGAGAGUGCAGCUGAAAAUAAUAAACAUUAAAGGUUAUAGAUCUUCUUGCUUCUUCUCUCUUGGACCUACGAGAUUUGCAUAUUUCCUUACUUUGUUGUCAACAACUACUCUGAUGAUUAACGACAGCUCAGAUUUAAAGGAGGUGCUGUGUUUUUCUUUAGAUGUUAUGACACUAUUUUGUUUUAUUA
Morus notabilis is the source of this 3307-nucleotide messenger RNA. RefSeq names its product protein STABILIZED1. Gene Ontology annotation, molecular function: protein binding. Gene Ontology annotation, cellular component: U4/U6 x U5 tri-snRNP complex; catalytic step 2 spliceosome. The record is from RefSeq and is a predicted model, not a curated record. The transcript has a single exon. Bases 75 to 3149 code for a protein of 1024 amino acids. Lineage: Eukaryota; Viridiplantae; Streptophyta; Magnoliopsida; Rosales; Moraceae. Gene Ontology annotation, biological process: positive regulation of primary miRNA processing; positive regulation of miRNA metabolic process; spliceosomal tri-snRNP complex assembly.